AAUGGUAACACUAAGUGCGUUGGUAACACUUAAUGAAAUAAAAAAAAUAAAAAGUUAAAAAAUGUCGGAUAGUGGUUGUGCUUCAUUUAAUUUUUAAUAAUUUCUUGGUUUUGUUUUUAUUAACUACCUGUAAUAAAGUAGAUUUUGCUUAAAUACUUGUAAUAGAUAAACUUUCUUGUUUGUGUUGGUGAGGGUGACGGACAAAUGGAAGAAAUGUGGUAGAAAUUGUCUGGAACUCGGCAAUUCUUAACGGAGCGAAGGGAAUAGGAGUUUUAGAGUUAAAGAAGUGCGGACAAUUUAACACGGAGAUUAUAUUGAUAUCGUUGCACGUUAUUCAUCCAUAUUGUGGACGAGUUCUCUUUUACCCAGUCUGUUGUGUAUCGGGACCGAUCAGUAUCUCUGUUUCGGGUCACUGGUGAAUCGAAAAACUAGUAAAUUAUCGGAUAACGCCAGCCCACAAGAUGGCCGACUGUUAUUCGUAAGAUAAUGUCGGGUGCCUCUGGUUCAUCAGGGAGUGGAACGGGCCGCGGCAGAGGAGUUGCUGACAACAAACCAGACACAAAGGAGAACAAGCCAAACCCGAAAAUGUCAAAGGCACUGGGCACAUCGGCGAAGAGGAUUCAGAAGGAGUUGGCAGAGAUCACAUUGGACCCGCCGCCCAACUGCAGCGCAGGUCCCAAAGGCGACAAUUUGUAUGAAUGGGUGUCCACUAUACUCGGACCUCCGGGAUCAGUGUAUGAGGGUGGCGUGUUCUUCUUAGACAUCCAUUUUUCACCAGAAUAUCCGUUCAAACCUCCUAAGGUGACAUUCCGAACUAGAAUAUACCACUGUAACAUCAAUAGCCAGGGUGUGAUAUGUUUAGAUAUACUAAAAGACAACUGGUCGCCCGCACUGACUAUAUCUAAAGUACUUCUAUCAAUAUGCUCACUGCUCACCGAUUGUAAUCCAGCGGACCCGCUAGUGGGCAGCAUCGCGACACAGUAUCUGCAGAACAGGGAAGAGCACGACCGCAUCGCGCGCCUCUGGACCAAGCGCUACGCGACAUGAUUGUCUCGCCGCGCCCGAGCCGCUGCGGAACUAUCUACACUAUCAUACUCAAUACCGCUCUGUUCUAAAUCCAUCCUGUUCACCUAAAUGUAAGCUUACAAUGUUAUCCAAGUAUGUCGGGCGCCGCCAUCGACCGCCCGACGGCUUAUUAAUAUUUAGUUGCAAUUAAUGUGAUGUCAUGCUUGUGACGAUCGGUCUGAAUUGUAUAAUUUUAGACGAAAGGAUUUUUUUAGUUAUGAAUUGAUCGAUUUUCUGUUGAUGUAUCUAGCUGUGUUAUGUAAUACAGUGAUAUGUUUACUAAUGAAGUGUAUCGUAGGUUUAAACCAGUGAAUUGAGUCAAUUUUGCCGCUCUACCGCGAUGAUCUCAAACACUCAACUGUUACUACUUACGUGUAAGUACGUCUGGACUAUUGCGAUGCCUAUUAUAACAUAUUGGAAUAAAUCGCAUAUUGUCUUGUAAAAAUGGUUUAAUUUCAGGGUAUUAUGCUCGAUUGGUACAGGGACGUGUUGAUUACUCUCAACGAUUUUCCCCACAAACUGGUAACUGUUGCCGAUUUACUCAGUUUUACGUUUUUGCGUACGACUUUUUAAUGCACCUAUCAAGCAUUCGUAAUAGAAAAUGUAUCAUGAAUGACAGCAUCAAUAGACAGCAUUAAGGUUACUACCGCCAGUGGCGACACCUAGCUCUGUCAAAAACUAGUAAACAUUUUGUACUGAGUAGUGACUCACAUAACGAGGAAGGGCAACGUAGCUCUAUUUCAGUUGUGUGGUCUUUUUUUUAUAUAAUCAUGUUUUUUUUUCGACAGCGUACGGUUUCGUUUACAUGGCUGUGAGUGGAAAAACCUUUGCUGUCUCAUUUUAAAUUAAUUAGCGUCUGCUUACCUCGUAAGCGUGUCAUGUUCGUCAAUAUCUUGUACUGUUGUAUUGUUUAGGCAAGGUUUCCCACCAGCUUUCUGGAAUUCAUCUAAAACUGCUGUUGAGCUCGACUUUUUACAAAAACGAUUUGUAAGUUCCUAAUCGUCGUAGCUACCAUAUUUUCUAAAAUAACGUGUAUGUGGAGUGAUAACAAUGUACUGUAAUUUAAAUUUUAUUGGUUAUGAAUGGAAAGUUUUAGUGAGAUUCGGUUAUAGUUCAAUGAACUGCCGAUAGUCAAAAUCAUUUCAACUUUUACACUAAAAAGUAAAGUCGACAACGUCGGCGCAUCACCAAUCAAUGUAUUUUCUCAUUGUAUUUAUUGUAUAAUGUAUUAUUUAAUCGACAAUCUGCGUGUAAAUUAGGCCAAAUUGUUCAAUAUGUUUUUAUGGCGUUAGUUUUGGAACAAUUUAGCUAGGUUUUAUAUUUGGUCCAUAUUUCUUUAGGUUUAGAUAGUCAAAUUAUUUCAAAUUUAUAACUGGUGAUUUAUUUUGUGAUGUAUACAUUCGCUUCUUUGUGCAAUGAAGAGUUUUAGGUCAAAACUCGCGAAUUAUUUGCAUCUACGACUAAACUCAUUUAACAACUGAUUAUACUUAGAUUAGCGUAUAUAAAAUACUAUUUAUUUUUAUAGUAUUGAGCUUACGGAAGCGUACGUUGCACGUACACCGUUUUGGGGAAUUUCAUGACCACGUAUCUACAAUAUGCAAUGCCAGGAUUGAAGUCGAAGGUGGAAUUUGCUUUUUUAAUCACCGUUGGCGACGGAAAUGUUUGAGCGAGACGUUCCUUUGCCCUGUGAAUGAUCGACGAAUGAUUCUAAUAGACUGCUGUACAGUCGCCAAUGUACAAAACAUAUCAAAAGAUGAUUUACGUUGCAACGAUGAACCGCUUUCCUUUGCCGCCAUACGUACCGCUGCCCUUUCGUGCCAAAUGACAGGCACUCGGCCUCCGCUCCGACCAGACGACUCCUGACUUUCUAAAUAUUCCGUUUAGUAUGUAAACAGUUAUAGACGUAAGUUAUUUUAUUGUCUAGGUAAUGUAUAUGUAUGUCUUAACCUUAGGGGAUAGUUACUUAGCAUUGUAAUGUUUAGCGAAGUGUAUGUCGCGCGUAUAUGAAUGUUCUGGUGAUACCCGUUGUGACAAAAUGUAAUUUUUUAUAAUUGGAAACGACUCGGUGAUUUGGUUAGUGUAACUGGUGCUGUGAGAUUCAGAUGCUUGCGACAUACUGAGACGCGACGGGACCGCAGCGGGAACGCAACGUGGACCCGCGCCGCGUGCCCCGACUGGAUGUAAUUUGUCAUUGUGAUUUCUCUAAGUUAAUGUAAUGACUCGAAAUGCGUUGCUUGCAAGUCAACAGCUCUAUUUUACGCGACUGAUGUUCCUCGAAACUCGAUGUUCGUACUCUGAAACCUUGUAACCAUCCUUUGUUACGGUUUAUAUCAUAAAUAGGAAAAUAAAAUUGUGUGUAACUAGGACA
Messenger RNA from Manduca sexta (tobacco hornworm), 3433 nucleotides. RefSeq names its product ubiquitin-conjugating enzyme E2-24 kDa (gene Ubc2). The transcript has 6 exons. The coding region runs from base 487 to 1047 and encodes 186 amino acids. The record is from RefSeq and is a predicted model, not a curated record. Gene Ontology annotation, biological process: protein polyubiquitination. Gene Ontology annotation, cellular component: nucleus. NCBI's taxonomy places the organism in Eukaryota, Metazoa, Arthropoda, Insecta, Lepidoptera, Sphingidae. Gene Ontology annotation, molecular function: ubiquitin conjugating enzyme activity.